AUGGGACCAGAUUUCACAGAGUCGACUCUGCCGACGUGGACGAGCGUAUUCACAGCACCGACAGCGACAAGCACAAGCAGCCUGGGAGCCGGAGACAGCCCGGGGCGAGACGACGACGAAGAUGCCCUGCAGCGGUGGUCGUCCCUGAUUGGCAUCAUCACGGCCAUUGUCGGCAACGUGCUGAUUGCACUUGCUCUCAACGUCCAGAGAUAUGCGCACACACGGCUGCACAAGGAGCGCAAAAGGCUAAAACAAGAGGCUCGGGCAGCCUUGAAGCGAGCGCAUAGCAGUAGUAGCAAUGGGAGCACGCAGGUCGGCGUCUACGGCACCAUCAUCAGCGACGAUACAGGAGAUCAUUACCAAAAUGGCCGUUCAAGUACAAACGGAAACGGCCACGAGAGAGGGCUGUACGAUGACCCCUCGGACGACGAGCACGAUUUCGCCGAAGACGAGCCCCUGAUGGCCUCGUUUCAGUCCAGCGCAACGACGGCGAGCUCCGAUACCAAUACCAAAUCAGACAAAAAGCCAUCCUCAAACUAUCUAAAAUCGCCAUACUGGUGGCUCGGCCAGAUCUUGAUAACGUUGGGAGAAGCAGGCAAUUUCCUAGCGUAUGGCUUUGCGCCGGCCUCCAUCGUCUCGCCUCUCGGAGUCGUUGCGCUGGUGUCCAACUGCAUCAUUGCACCCGCCAUGUUUCACGAAAAGUUUAGAGUUCGCGAUUUUUGGGGCGUUGUCAUUGCUGUUUCUGGCGUUGUCACCGUCGUAUUGAGUGCGAAUCAGGAGGAGACGAAACUGAAUCCCCACGACGUCUGGGGAGCAAUUACCACGAUGGAAUUCGAAAUCUACCUUGGCGUUACGACGUUUCUCAUCAUCGUGCUCAUGUGGGCUAGCAGAAUAUAUGGAAAACGCACUAUCCUGAUUGACCUCGGCCUUGUCGGCCUCUUUGGUGGAUAUACGGCCUUGGCCACCAAAGGUGUAUCAUCGAUGCUCUCCACCAGCUUUGUUGGGGCUUUCACAACGCCUGUAACAUAUGCCCUCAUAUUUAUCCUACUAUCGACUGCCAUUAUGCAGAUUCGCUAUGUCAACAAGGCUCUAUCUCGCUUCGACUCGACUCAAGUCAUCCCCAUUCAGUUCGUCAUGUUCACACUGUGUGUCAUCAUCGGCAGCGCAGUGUUGUAUCGCGAUUUCGAAAAGACGAACAAGAAGCAGGCCGCCAAGUUUGUCGGUGGCUGUCUUCUCACAUUCUUUGGCGUCUUUCUCAUUACUAGUGGAAGAGACCACAGAGAUGAUGACGAGGACAUGCUCUCCGAGACUGACGGCAUCGAAGAAACUAUUGGGCUGAUGCAGCACGACGGUACCGCCUCAUCUUCUGCGCUUCCACAACCUCAGCAUGAUCAGCGGCGCCUCAGCAUGCCGACUCCUAAAACACCCUCUCGCCGAUCUAGUAGAAUGUCGCGAGUGAGUUUCGCCGACAGAGUCAAGUCCGAUUCGCCUCAUGGCGCCCUUGAACCUCCAUCAACGCAUUAUUUCGAAUCAGCACACUCUCCAGCGCAUCUCAGCGGCGACGAAGCACAUGUUCUUGUAAAUAACCCAUGGCAAGGCCUGUCUGGAUUGGGUUCAACGCCUGUACAACCACAUCCUCUCUCAUCUUUCAAGGAGCCUCAGGUGACUCCAUCACAUUCCACCGAUCGACCCGUAACACCUCGGGCGGCACAUAUCACCACAGCAGUCAAGGAUGUCAUACUUCGGGAAAACGACAGCCCAGAGGCGACUGCAUCAUCUCUACGACGCAUACGAUCCAGCAUUCGAGCGAGUCUAUUCUUCAAUAGCGAUGACGAGGAUGCCCUCAUACCCGAGCGCAUCGCGGAAGAGCCCAUCAUUCCUUACUCAGACGACAAUCUACCCCAAGCACUAGGCCAUGAAGAUGCUGGGCCGAGCACAGACGCGAAAAUCUCAAGGGGGAGAGCACGGAGUCUGAGCGACACAAUUGGAGAGUUUUUCCGGCCUAAAAAGCAGAAGAAGGCCGAGGCGGCCGAAGAAGACGAACAUUUAUUAGAUGGCGACGACGAGCAGCAAUCAAGUCGCAGUCCAUAA
Messenger RNA from Trichoderma breve, 2091 nucleotides. Its product is annotated as magnesium transporter NIPA domain-containing protein. Gene Ontology annotation, biological process: magnesium ion transport. The transcript has 4 exons. The coding region runs from base 1 to 2091 and encodes 696 amino acids. Lineage: Eukaryota; Fungi; Ascomycota; Sordariomycetes; Hypocreales; Hypocreaceae. The record is from RefSeq and is a predicted model, not a curated record. Gene Ontology annotation, molecular function: magnesium ion transmembrane transporter activity. Gene Ontology annotation, cellular component: membrane.